Molecule: messenger RNA, 1176 nt
Organism: Salvia miltiorrhiza (redroot sage)
Lineage: Eukaryota; Viridiplantae; Streptophyta; Magnoliopsida; Lamiales; Lamiaceae
Product: GATA transcription factor 5-like
Exons: 2
Coding region: 223-1047 (274 amino acids)
Biological process (GO): positive regulation of DNA-templated transcription
Cellular component (GO): nucleus
Molecular function (GO): zinc ion binding; sequence-specific DNA binding
Source: RefSeq, a predicted model, not a curated record
GCUUCUCUCACAGUCUCUCUCUCUCUCUCAUACACACACAUUCAAUGUUUUACCGAACUCACACCACCACCAUUUUCUCUUCAAUUUCAAUUAUUUUCCCUAAUUGUCUCCGUUUUCUCAUUUGCAGGUAUCUCAUUUUUCUCCGUUUUGCAUUUGCAAAUAAAUUAUGGAGUGCUUCAUGGAAUUGUGCUCAUUUUGCAUGUUGGUUUUCAUAUUUAGGAAAUGGAAUCAGCAGGAGGGGAUUCCAGAAGCGGUUUUGAGGCGGUGACGGACGAAUUCUCGGGUGCUGCUGGCGGCGGAGAUGAUUUCAGCGUCGAUGAGCUCCUCGAUUUCUCUAAUGGCUACUCCGAAACAGAAGAGCAACAAAUGGAAGAGCAACGGGAGACGGAGAAGGGGAAGGUGAAAGUGAAAACUACGCCUCUUUUUCGGGAGAGAGAAGGAGCGGUCUCUCUCUCUAAGCGGGAGGACAUCGGCUCAUUCCACGACGGCGAGCUCUGCUUUCAGGCGGAGGGUUUGGAGAGUUUAGAAUGGGUGUCGCAUUUCAUGGAUGACUCCUUUCCCGAUUACUCCCUCGCCGGAAAACUGCCGGCCGCGGAGCCGCAGCCGUGCUUCACGACUCCAGUUCAAACAAAGGCCCGAACAAAGCGGGCCCGGGCCGGGCUCCGCGUGUGGCACGUCUUGUCAUCAACGGAGCAUUCCGCCUCCCCACCUUCUUCAACGUCCUCCACGACGUCGUUCCCUCUCGAGAAUGCGCCGGCGAAGAAGAAAAAGAAGUCCGCCGACGGCCAGCCGAGGAGGUGCAGCCAUUGCGGCGUGACGAAGACGCCGCAGUGGCGGGCGGGCCCACUCGGUUCGAAGACGCUGUGCAACGCUUGUGGCGUGAGGUACAAGUCGGGGCGGCUCCUACCCGAAUACCGGCCCGCUUGCAGCCCCACUUUCUCCACUGAGAUGCAUUCGAACAACCACCGGAAAGUUUUGGAGAUGCGGCGGAAGAAGGAGACGGAGGUGCAAACCACCGGUCUGCCCCCGCCGGUUCAGAGUUUUUGAGCCUUAUAAUCGUAUUUAUAAUAUAGUGAUGUUAAAAUAGAGACGUGACACCACCUGAAAUUUGAAAUACGGGAUUUCAUGUACAUUUUCUUGUCAUGUUUGAAUGAAAUUCUAUUCGAGUAGACGAAA